Messenger RNA from Strongylocentrotus purpuratus (purple sea urchin), 1915 nucleotides. Its product is annotated as sulfotransferase 1C2. Gene Ontology annotation, biological process: sulfation. Bases 125 to 1081 code for a protein of 318 amino acids. The transcript has 7 exons. Gene Ontology annotation, cellular component: cytoplasm. The record is from RefSeq and is a predicted model, not a curated record. Gene Ontology annotation, molecular function: sulfotransferase activity. Lineage: Eukaryota; Metazoa; Echinodermata; Echinoidea; Camarodonta; Strongylocentrotidae.
AAAUGAGUCAGCAGAUAUUAAGCUCUACAUGUCUAUAGGUGUAACAACAUAUGAAAACUGAAUACUGAGAUUCAAAAUCUAUCUUAUACGUUUUGACUUCGAAAGCAUCGAACAUCUAAACAGAAUGGCGCUACCGGCUGGAAUGACCCAAAAUCCUGAAAUGCCCGGACUCUUUGACUUUCAUGAGUACGAAGGCUUGAGGAUGCCUAAAAUAGUCCUGAAAUCUAGUCUAGAUGAGCUCAAGACAUUCGAAGUGAGGCCAGAUGACAUCUGGGUAUGCACCUACCCAAAAUCAGGUACACAUUUCAUCAUGGAAAUGACAUCCCUCAUCCUGGCAGACGGCGAUCCAAUGAAGAUCGACCGAACAACUCACCUAGCAACCAUCUCCAUCGUAACCGUGGACCGCCCAUUCACGGUUGACGCCCAGCAACAGGGCGAUGAAGCACAGCCCCCGCUUGCCCCCAUGCCAUUCAUUGAUGUGAUCAAGAAGGCCCCCUCUCCGAGAAAGAUAGCGUGUCAUUUGCCCUUCCAGCUUCUCCCACCAAACAUCGAGAAGAGAGCUAGGGUUAUCUACGUGGCCCGUAAUCCUAAGGACAUGAUAGCAUCUACAAUGCGAUUCGUAGAGAAGACCGUCCCCUAUCCAGGAGGCUUCGACCAAAUGGUCAUGGACACGAUGAAUGGAACCACCUCAUUUGGUCCCUGGUUUGAUCACGUGAUGGGAUACUGGAAAAAGCGAAAGGAAGACAACGUUCUCUUUUUGACUUUCGAAGAAAUGAAAAUGAACCCGGCAGAGGCCGCUCAAAGAGUCGGAAAGCUUCUAGGGCGCCCUCUCUCACCUGAGAUUCUGGAGAAGGUGGUGACAAAGAGUGGUUUCGAGGGUAUGAAGAAGACAUACGACAAGAUUGAGAAAGCUUCGGACAAGGGUAAAUUUCUUACCAAAGCCGCUGGUCAGUUGCCCUUCAUGCAGAAAGGUGUGAUCGGGUCAUGGAAAGAAAGAUUUACUGUGGCCCAGAACGAAGCAUUCGACAAAUGGUACCAGGACAAGUUUGCCGGUUGCGAUUUGGAGUUCCAGUUUGAAUAAUUUAGUUAUAAAAAACCAGAUCGCAAUGACUUUCAAUACGCUAUUGUGCAUCCUGUUGAAGUCAUAUUCGCAUUACCUAAUGCGUCAUUGUAAAGUUCAUAUACUUAAUAUGUGAUGGGCAAGGCUGUUUAGAUAGCCUUAGGUUGAUUUUUCAAAAGCUUUUGCGAUCAUGUUAAAACUUAUUUUUAAAUGAUUAGAAAAUUUUAAUUUAAUUCAGUUUUAAGAACAUCAACAAUGGUUGUAUUCGAUAGUUAUGAUAAUGUAGUUUAUUACACUGAACUAUCCUCUUAUUUUGUAUGCUACGAAUGUUUAAAAGCCAUAUUUCUGUUUUGAAUUUGUAUUCAUUUACAAUAUUCAAUUUUAAUUAAAACAAUCUUUCUUCGAGAUGAUAACAUCUUCAAUCAUCUAUUUCAUGACGGUCCCAUUUAUGAAAAAACUAUAUCUAUGAAUUUAUGAAAGAUGUUAAACUAUAUAAUAAUAAUAACGGAUUCUUAUAAAGUGCUUUACCAGGUACAAGUGACCAAAACACAUGCAGUUACCCCAGUGAAAGGGUUCAAUCACUAUAUUGCACAUUACAGUGCACUUUCUCCACUCCCUGGGGAACAUUCCAGCUAGUCCCCUUUUUAAGGGCACGCACGUGCUAAUCUAACCGUAAAGACGUUCGCAUCCUACCGGGUACCCAUUGACACCUGGGUGGAGAGGAGCAAAGUGGAUAAAAUGCCUUGCACAAAGGACCCAAAUGCCGGGCCGGGGCUCAAACUCAUGACCUUUGCAUUUUGUUUAAACCACUCGAAUUGUUGUUGUUGGUAAUAGUUUAAUUGCGUUCAUUCAGUA